UUUAAGUCCGAAAUUUAGAAUCCCAAGUCUCUCUGAAUGAUAUUUCCUCAAUUGACCACCCCACCUCUAUUUCCUUUCUCUCAAUAUUCAAAGUUUGUGAACAAAUAGAACAUUCAGUGCAGAAUGUUAAUACUGAUAAUACAGCUAAUACUGAUAAUAAACUGAUAAUAAACCAAUCUGUUCUAGCACAUGUAUGGACAUGGGGAAUUAGAGGCACCUAAAGCUGCCAACACCAUUGUUUACAAUUCACACAAAGUUUUUACAUUAAGGUUUGCGGGUUAAAUGCAGAAAAUGGAAGUGCCAAUUCCAAGUGAUAAUAUAAUUAAGCAUAGGUGAAAAGUACUCAAAUAAAGAAAAUGAAGUUUACAUGCAACCCUUAAUGUUUACAGACUACACCUGCCCUUCAAAUCGGAUUUGCUUGCUACUUUAUUCAUAACUCUGUGGGAUAGUUCAAAAGAGUCCGACUGGUACGAAACGUUUACACAUUGAUUUUGUUUACAAGAUAAUACUGCCUCUCAUAAAGAAAGACAACCCACACUUGCCAUUUUAGUGAGGUCUGCACAGUAGAGACCACAAACAUUAUCAUUACUCUUACCAUUCCAUUAAAUAACACUUUAUUGACUGAUGUUUACAAUAUAUACAUUUUCCAGCAUCCUCAUCAUCUAUUUUGUUUUUGUGUGCUAAGUUGAAGUUGUCGAGACAAACUUCAAAUUGUCCUUUCACAAGUAUAGCCAUAAUAUAGGCCAGUACGUGCUAAGGUCUAGAACGUAGAAAUAUAGGAAUAUAUAAAACCUCAACGUUUACAUAAGCUGCUUACGAACGUGAAUAGAUUUGUAUUGAUAGCUUGAGAGAGAUGUUUACAUAAAUACAUACAAGUUACACGCCACACGCAUUGCUUGAACAAGCAAAAGCAAAAAUCACUUUUAAACGCCGUAAAAACGCCCGCACGAGUGUGUUUUCUGUACACGGAAGCACUAACAAAGGAUUAGUUCAUCGUAUUCCAAUUGAAACCUUGAGUAGAAGCUUUUUAUAUUUUUUAGACUUGCACGCCAGUGAAAUUCAAAGAAGACACUUUCCCUCUUGGAAGAGGACCUCGAUAUUUGAACACCCGGCGGCGGGUCUUUAAAAAAUAACACUUUGGCUCAGAAACGUUGAAAAAUGAGGCCAAGAACCUACAGAAGGAUGUUCAGCAACUCCCUCAUAUUUUCCCUUGUGUCCGGCCUCGUCCUUUCCGCCGUCACCAUCACCACAGAGCGCCGCUCAUCCAGCGGCACCACCCUGUUCCUCCUCACCGGCUUUGGUAACAAACCGAUGCCGCCGCCCCCGGGGGGGGCGAAGGUGGCGCCUAAAGCGGCUGAGAUGGAGGACGCUCACGACGGCGAGCCCAAAGAACCCGAAACGCUCCCCAAGCCCCUCCCCCAGAUCAAGCUCCCUCAGAACAUGACGGCAGCUGACGCCCUCAAGCCCCCUCUGGGUGCUGCCCAGGUGGCUCCGCCCCCCCGGCGCCUGGUGGAUGUGGACGUGUGUCGGGCCUACUACGACGUCAUGGGCCAGUUAGACAGCACUUUCAACUGCUCCAAGGGCACCUACAUCUACUGCUGCGGCACCUGCCACUACCGCUACUGUUGUGAUCACCAGCGUAGCCGCUUGGACCAGGAGUCGUGCAACAACUACAACUCGCCCGGUUGGCUCGACACACCGCAGACGAACCCCCCGCUGUCGGGGAACCGGGGUGACCCAGACUCGGAGCAGCUGCAGCAGCAGAGCAACAGCACGGCGUACGUGAUCGGAGGGGUGAUCUCCGUCACCCUGGUGGUGGCCGUGGGCAUCAAGGUGGCCUUCCACAAGAUGUCCCGACGACCCCGGAACAGAGACAUCAACAUGCCCAGAGCCCUGGUGGACAUCCUACGCAGCCAGGCCAGCCCAGUCCAACAGGGUGAGAGGAACGACAGCAGCGUCCUGACAAACGCCACCGUAGGAGACGGCCUCGGUCGUCCCCCCAAGAGCCUCUACACCCCGGUGCUCCAGAGCAAAGACAACCGCAAGCGCGUGCCCCGCAUGAACAACGCUCAGCUGGCCUCCACGGGGACCCUCCUCACCGGCAAGCACAGCAGCUCCGGCCUGCACCCGCAACCCCCUUUCUCGCACUCCUUCCACAACCUGGCCCAGCUUCCCCCCUCCUACGAGGCGGCCAUGAAACCUGAGAUCAGCCACUACAGCUCCCUGAAGAGGCUCGAGAAGGAUUUUGAGGACUACUCUGGCUACUACUCAUCGAAGCGACGACCUAACAACGCCCCUCUGUCGUUCCACUCCUCCCAGCACCACCUCCACUGGGGUGGUGACUACACUCUCGGAGCCAGGGGUACCCUCCCCCUCCACUCCUCCCGGACACAUAUCCACGUGCCCACAUCCACCCCCAACCCCUACCCUCUACCAGCCCAGUCGUCGGGGUACCAGGCUGCCUUCGACAAGGCCCCGCGGAGGGUCAUGUCCCAGGACCAGCUCCUAGCGCUUGGCGAGGGCAACACCCUCUCCAGACUCUCCAAGAACCAGCAGCACCAGUACUACAAGGCCAUGACCACCAGCAAGAGCUCCACCUCACAGACGCUUCGCAAGUCCCACGAGAGACUCCUAGUGUCGCCCGACCGUCUGGAGGAGAGGAUGGUGGGCAUGGGCAUGCCAGGGGUAGGCGGUAUGGUGGGUAUGAGCGGGAUGGGGGAAUUUGGGGGGAUGGGGGUCCCGACAAUGGGAUGCCUCAGCCACAAGGCCCAAUCACAGCAGAACAUCUGCGUCACACCCUCGCUGGACCGCCAUCACAUGAUCAAGAUGAACUCCCACCCCACAUCGGGCCACGAGCUGGAGAUGAGUGUGGCGGGCCACCCGGUAGGAAGCUGGGGGGACCCUCAUGGGCACGGACCAGGGGCCGGGGUAGGGCAAGGGAGCGGGGCGGGGACCAUCGGGGGCCACAACGUGCGGAGGAUGGCAUUCGCCGCCAAGAGGCAGAACACCAUCGAACAGCUCCAAUAUAUCCCCGGUGGAGGAGGAGGGGGCCAGACAUUGAGGACGGCUAGUAAGAACGAGGUGACCGUGUGAGAGAGUAAAGCCAACAGUGAAGGAGAGAUGAAAGUCGUGUUGAGAAUGUUCAAGCUGAACGUAUUCACGCAGAAAGGAAAGGGAGAGGAAGAGAAGGUCAACUGGGGCAUGAUGGAAAGAUAGAUGAAUAGAAGAAGAAACAAGAGAGGCAAGGGCAAGCUGAUGAGAGGGAGAGCGAGAGAGAGAAGGAUAUGACGGGGAUACUACGUCCCAACAAGAAUGAAAGAUGUGAGAGAAGAGUGGAUGCCAUUGUUACCUGUUGCCAGGAAACACAGAAAAGGGCAAUGAUAGAAAGAAACCUUUGAGAAAAUGUAAUUAUUAGAGGGAAUUUUGAAUGAAGCCUAUUGAUUUGAUUCAUGUUAUUGUGAGUCUUGGGAAAGAGAAUAUUCAACCAUAUUGUUGAGGAGGGAGAAAGAAAAAGGGCCAUGUAUAGAGCAAAAAAGGAACAAUUUCACAAAGUUUUUCGUGCUAUUGAAACAUUAUCUGAGCACAUGAUGACUUUUACUAGUGGAUUAAAUGGUUAUUGGGUUUCUUGUUGCUCUGACAGAGAGAACGAAACUGUCUUUGAAUCUGAACAGACACUGAGAUGGAAUGCAGAACAAUGUUAUGGUGGUUUAACUUUUGUAAAAAAAAAAAAAUACAAGACUGUAAAUUGUUGUUUUUCGUAAAGGAAUAAAGCCCUGUUAGACAGUAUGUGUAUUCUGGGGGGGGUAUCACACAGCUAUAGCCUGAUGACUUGAUGGCUGACAAUGAGUGGACAUUUGAGUUGCCCAGUGUCACUGUCCUAAUUUUUGAUUGGACGACUUGAAAAUAGACACAUUUGGAGUACUGUUGCUAGCUACCACAAUCUCACACUACAGCCAUAACUUAGUCUGCAGACGUCUUGUAUAAGGUCAUGUAAGGGUUGAAACCUCUUGAUUAUGGCUGGAUUUCUUCAGUUAUUAUUAGCAUGAUUUGACACAAAUAUAACUUUGCUGCAUGACCUUUGCACCCUGAUUGGCUGGCUGGUCGACUUGAUGGCUGUCAUUCCCAUAGAGACCCAAGUCUCAAAUGAGGUCAGUUUCCAAACUGUGGAGCGCUGAUUCCAGUUAUGUUUAUAGUCACACAGAAAUGCUUUGACACUGUUAUUCGAUACACAAUGUCAGUCACGUUUUUAAGGAGUUAAAGACCACCUGAAAGGGAAACAAAAUAAACAAAAUUCUUGACCACAUGAGAAUGAAAGCUCAGUGAAGAUGUGUUAAUUUUGAGGGACACUGCCAUGCAGAGGAUUUACCUCGUGGCUAAUGCAAGGGCUUUGUUUAGCCAUACCUGCCCAUGGGUCUGUCCCUUAAAACAAUCUCCAAAACCAGUCAAGCUCCUGCUCCAUUGAUAAUCCUUUCUGAGCUGUUUACCAGGAUCGUGAGGUAAAACAUUGAUUUGUUAGUAGUUAAUAUACCAAUCACUACUUCGACUUCGCUGAAUUCCACAUGACUGUUUCUGAAACUCAAGCCGUUCACAAUAUUUGGAGGAAUGGAGGGAAAGGGAGAACAGAAGACAAUGGACACAACACCAAGGGCUAUUCUGAAAACUCUUUAUGUGUGUCUGUGGUCUGUACUAUGUUGGCUUUUUCUGUGUCAGUAUUGGAGAAAGUUUGUGCAACACUGCAGAAAUGACUGACACAUUUUGUAAGUGUGAAGAAAACCGAGUCAAUGCUGCAAAGCUACUUUGUGCCCUCGUGAGGUUGACAUUGAGUGUGACAAAAAGCCAUCAUACUAUUGUCUUUUUUACAUUGUGGGGGUGGACCUAAUGUCGUAUUUUGUACAUUUACAAAAGUUUAUUUUUUUGUGGGUUUGACAGAUUAUAAAAUGGAAGAUGUGGUCAUUUUUGGCCAAUUUUGAAAGGGUUGAACUCUCAACUUUGACUGAAGGGAUAAUGAGACCAUCGUAUUUACAAAAUCUUUGUAUAGUAUUUUGGCUCGCCCCUUUAACUGUGACUGGAUAAAGACAAAAAUGUAUUACUUUCAGCCAGACAAUGUUUUUAAAGCUCUAUGUUAUGUGUUUAUGGUCAUGGUUAUGAUUAUGAUUACUAUAGAUUUACUCUUUGAUUAUUAUUAUCAUCAUCAUCAUGAUUAUUAGUUCCCCUAUUAUUAUUAUUUAUUCUCUGUGAAGCUCAAUGUUUCCUGGAUUUUGAAUAUUCAUCUUUCUAGUGGAUUUUAACCUUUUUGUAUUCUUGAUUUUAAAAAAAUUAAAAAAGCAGAUGCAAUCAAAGUGAAAAGACAAACCGCAUGAAGAUGUCAAAGCCAGUGUUUGCGAUGUCAUAGUGCUGACUUAUGAUGUCAUGGCGUGUAUGUGUAAUGUACAUGCGUCUGUAUUUGUGUGCCCGGGUGGGUAUUUUAAUUUAUUUUCAGGAAUGCUGAGUCUCACAUUUGAUCUGACUUGGGAUAUGGCAAGUAAAGACAAUUGUGUUUCUCAGAGAAUCCACAAACUAUUUCAAACCCAAAGCUAUGAUAUUAUUAUUCAUAUUGGCUUUUUGGAUUCAAAAGCCUAGUAUCAGAAAGGACAUCAAUUAAAGCUGUCCUUGUAAAGUGACAUUCACCAAAGCAAAUGUAACUACAUCUACUUUUCUCACAUUUCAAGGUGUAGAGCAAAAGCUAUACAAUUCCAUUGUUUACAUUUUUUUUGUGAAAAUUUGUGCAUUUCGUUAUAAGAUUACAUUUGUGUGACCGGAAUCUCACUCUUUUCAAGAACUUUACUAUUUAUUGUAAAGAAUGAGGAUUCUGCUAGAAUAGUUUGGAGAAUGUAUUGUGACUUGCCUUGUUGUCUAACAUGAUUAUAUAUCACCAAUUAUAGGACUAGAAUGGUCCAAUGAUUUUUACAGUCAGAACUUCAGAUUCCAUAAUUGGAAUCUUGUUAAACUUAAACGAAGAGAGGCAAAAUAUAUUUAUGUCACAGGAAGAUUCAGUUAUUUUAAAUGUAUGUUUUUAUUGUACUUUUGGAGGUAUACUGAUGUUGUGAUUAUGUUUUUUGUUGAGUACGCCCUCAUUAAUCUGUGUGCCUGUAAAUGUACUGUUGAUUAAUGUGUGUGUGUGUGUGUGCCUGCAUGCGUGUGUGUGUGGUCUGAGGAAAUGAUUCCAGGUGUGUGUGGGUGGAGGUAAGAGGGAGGUUGUGGUAUAAAAUGGUUGUUUUGGUGUGUGGCUCGAGGGGUGACAUUUAGUGCCGUGAGGUUUUCCAGAUAGAAGGAAGUGGAAGUAAACAUGAGAUAGCUUUAUUGGCCCCUAAUUGUAUUGCGGGACAAUGAGGCAGGGGUGUACUGUAUUACCUCAGAAAAAUGUAUAGGGAUUAAUCUAAUAGAUAAACCCCAUGUCUGUUUCCAAGGCUAGCAAGUGAAGAUCUCACAAGCGUGCAACCCUUAUUUUGGUUAUUGGUGAAUUCUCGCAUUUGUAGAAUCAUACUGUUCAAUUGAUAAUAACAAUAAAAAAUCCCAACAAUUACACAUUUUUUUCUUUCACUGGGUUAUUGGUGUUCAUCAGAUCAACACAAAUUAUG
This is a messenger RNA of Oncorhynchus masou masou (cherry salmon), 6617 nucleotides long. RefSeq names its product protein shisa-7-like. Lineage: Eukaryota; Metazoa; Chordata; Actinopteri; Salmoniformes; Salmonidae. The record is from RefSeq and is a predicted model, not a curated record. Gene Ontology annotation, cellular component: postsynaptic density; dendritic spine membrane; AMPA glutamate receptor complex. Gene Ontology annotation, biological process: regulation of short-term neuronal synaptic plasticity; regulation of AMPA receptor activity. The transcript has 4 exons. Bases 1159 to 3093 code for a protein of 644 amino acids.